AUGGACGACCACCAGCAACCGUCCUCAUCGUCCACAACUCGCGAUCCACAACGUAAACGAUUAUCUGGCUUUUUCAACAACCUAAUUCAUAAACGUGAACCGCCUGCUGCAAUCCCGGAGGAGCCGCAGGCUCUUUCAAAGGCGCCAGACACACCACAGCCAGCACCGGCUGUUCCCCCCCCUCGUUUACCUCCACCUACCCUCCAGGAACUGGGCCUAUCGUUCUCAGUAGUGACAGCAGAUCUUCAUCCUUCUCACUUUACAACCCCCCCUUCGAGUGGUGCCUUUCUGUCGCCCAAUUAUCUCCUACUUUGUCAUGCACAAGGUCUCGAUGUUCUUCCCUUAACAUCUCCUCCGGAACCCCAGCCUCUUCCCCUCAUCAGAAGGGUCAGCUUUAAGAGCAUCGUCGUUAUGGAGCAGCGGGGGGUUUUAAUUGCCAUUGCAGGGCGUCGAGAUGGUGUACGUGUUUACGCAUUAGAAGAGAUCAGAAAGGCUGUGGAAUGGCGUAUAGACAUCCAGAUAAAGCGAGAACGGGAAAGGCAGAGGAGAGAGCAGGCAAAGAAAGUGGCUUCAGCCUUCAUGGUCGAAUCCCGGCUAUCCUCUGAAAAGUUCCGCAAACCCAGCUCGUCCACCCCACCCCCAGGUGCAGAGUCUUCUGCGAAGGUUAGCAUUCCCCGGAAGGCUUCUCAUUCAUCGAUAACCCCUACAUCUGGUACAUUCAUUCAAACAUCAGCUCCUCCAGUUCCCCUCAUUCCUAGAACGCCGACCAUUCACAAGCUCAAACCGACCAAAAGAUCGCCCAUCGUGCCACCUUCCGUUCCUGCUGUAUCCCACCCCACGGGUCUUCCACCUCCGUAUCCAGAAGCCACCGAUUAUUUUACCCAAACGACACCGCCACAAGGCUCCCAAAGCAGAACCACAUCGAGCGUCACAAUUCGUCCCCGCGGUGCUUCAAUUUCAGAAGUCCUCAAUGCCCCACCCAUAUCUCGAAUCAACACAAAUACAGAAUCCGCUAGGCCCCAUGACCCAGACUCCAAAGAGCAAGACUGGGUCGAGUCUAGCGAUGACGAAGCGAUCAAUGUUGUCGCCGCAGGCGCCAGCGGAAGUCAAGCUUUAGAUGAGAGAACCAGUGCCAUACACUCCCCUAAUUCCACCCAGUCUACAGCAACUAAUAGCCAUCCUAUAACUGCUACCACACCUACCCUUCCUCAACCCCAUCGACGUUCUUUAUCACGGAGGAACCGUCCAGCUAACUUGGACCUUAGUCUUGCUAUCAAUACCCCAAUCGCUCCCUCAGAACCAUCGCCUGCCCCCACUCUUCUCACUCUCCGCCAAGCACUAGCUCACGCUCCGUCACCUGAUCAUUCAGAAGAUACACAUGACAAUAACGACGCUGGAUUCGCCGACUUGGAUGACGAUGACGAUGAUGAAGGUGAAAUCAGCCUUUCCCAGGCCUUGAUGGAAAGCAGGUUACCGGAUCUCCCACCCCCGGGGUCGAGACGCCCCCAGCAGCCCAUAUAUAUUUCUUCGUCCCAUAGUCUUGUGACCGCUGGUGAAGAUGAACCUACCAGUCCACGCACUUCGGAAGCUCAUUCGGCACGAAGUGAGACUAUUGCGUCGUCACGCUCGACGAGUACUAGUACCGCCAAUCGACGUCGUAGAUGGUCUCUUAUGCUGAAUUCUCCCCUUGCUGCCUCAAGCAGCGCUCCUUUUGUCGACGGUCAAGCCACAACAUCCUCUGCAAUAGUCGCAGAGCCCACUGAGACCUCCACCCCCCAUCGUCCGAAUCGCCUUAGUCGUUCUCAUUCCCACCGAUCGAGCACGUCUCCCACGCCCAUAAGACGACCAGCAUCUGCACACGCUGAUACAACACACCGGUCGAAUAUGAGUGCAUCGACACCCCCUCUUCCAGUGGAAAAUAGUGGAGUGAUACCCUCUUCGUCCCGGUCACGGUUUAUACCUCGGAUUAUCACCAAUGCCCUACAUAAUAUGCGUUCCGAAGACAGACCCUCAACAUCCCAAGGUGGGAUGAGCGCUGAUAACAAUAAAAAAGUGAAUUCGUCGUCUUUGGCGACUCAACCUCCAGCGGCCAAAUUGGAGUAUGUUAAGCUACCGGGCACCAAAGGAUCCCUCAUGAUUAAGGCAGUUGAGACCGCUAAGAAGAGUUUUCUGGCAAUACUUUGUGGUGAAAAUGGAGAGAAGGUGGAGCUUUUUGCAGGAACAUAUCGCACAGCGCUCGGACUUUCUCGAACGUUCAUUCUCCCAGAUUCUCCUCGCUCACUUGAGCUGCAACUGCAAGGUGAUGAUCUUGUGGAGGUGUUCUUGGUGUUUUCGCAAAACGUUUUUGGUCUUGAACCUGCUACGGUGCGAGUACGUGAAGUUCGUAUAGGUCGUGCGGAGCGGAGGGCGGCACGACGCCGAGCUCGAGAGGCGCGAGUAGACACAGUUAAUGCUCCCUCAGGGUCCAACGACGCUGAACCACUGGGGGAAGACGAAACGAACGUCAACGUCAGCAUUGGCGUCUCUGUAGCAGUCGGUUCUACGGUCAUUGCUACGGGCACAGGUCCGUCUGGUCCAUCUACGCCAGCUCUCAUCGCAAGUGAGCAUCCACAACAACAACAGGAAGACCGGGCGGGCUCGUCUGAGAACGCAGAGGAAUCCUCGACCCCUGCUGAAGGUGCUUCAGUGACCAACGCUGUUGCACGUGCAGAGGAGCUGGUUGCGCUUGCCACUGCUCAGAUGGGACCAUACACAACGUUCCAGCAGCUUUCUUUCGCGCCUAGGUUUCCGUUGGCUUCUAUCGCGGACGACUACGUCAUCCCCCCGACUUAUCCUGAUUUUAUGGAAUACAAACAUAAUCAUGAGCCCGAGAACGAUAACGAGGUUGUAACGAACAACGAUGGUAAUGUUAGUGGAAGAAGUAGCGCGGAUGCUACGCAAGUCCAGUUUUCGCCCCCUGGGCUUCCUGUACCUACCCCCACGGCUCCAUCCAAGUGGUUCUACCGCGAUCCCAAAGGAGUCGUUCAUGGACCUUGGAGGGCAUCACUCAUGCAAUCAUGGUACAAAGACAGUCUAUUGCCUGCCGAUUUGCCCGUUCGGAAAGAGGAGGAUACUGAGUUUAUACUUCUCAAGGAUUUGCGACAACAAAGUAUCGAUCCUACUCAUCCAUUUAACCCAACCACGCCAACAUCACCACCCAACAAGACUCAGGUAUCACAAUCUCAGUCACAACCGGUCAAUGAGUCCUCUACAAUAGGCCCCCUCUAUCAGUUGACUGACAAGCCCCUUCUGAAACCAAUAUCCUUACUGGCUCAGCCAAGACAUUUUGGACCUCCUGCAUUAUUUUAUUCGUCCAGAGGAGGGCACAGCACGACCAUUGUUGAUGCUCGGGGGCGGUCAGUACUGAAGGAUAGGUUUUUAUGGAGUGAGGAUGACACUCCUGCUGGGGACGACGAUUCCAAGCCAACUUCGUUGCUUGGGCGCAUGGGUGAUGUGAAACGGCUGGAAGCUGUGGACACCAAGGACCGUUCGGUGCUUAUUGCUAUGAGACAAGGGGGUGUGGAAGCUGUGGACCUUGGAGAUGCCUUGUUACGGCCUGCGGACACCUCACGUGGAGCGCUUCCUCAGUUCAACCCUGCACCGUCGACAGUGAACAGAAGAGAACCGUUUGUGUGGAGAAUAGGGACACCUAUCUCCGCAUCAUCCAGUCCAAACUCGUCCACCGCGUCUUCAACCUUGUCCAGUGCAAGCAAGCAUGGAAAGAGUAAUUACGGUAGCCUUCCUCGCACGGCCAAGUCUCCGAACGGUAAGGCAGAGUUUCACGUAGGAGGAGAUGGGGAUCAGGAGUUUCAUCAUGAAGUUCUAUUUUUGGGACGGAAGGAAGACGAGAUAUACAUAUGUGAGAGGAACACUGGGUCGUUUAGGAUAUUGAGGCUUUGUCCUACGAAUUCGUCACGAGAAGUACGAUAA
Molecule: messenger RNA, 3969 nt
Organism: Marasmius oreades (fairy-ring Marasmius)
Lineage: Eukaryota; Fungi; Basidiomycota; Agaricomycetes; Agaricales; Marasmiaceae
Exons: 3
Coding region: 1-3969 (1322 amino acids)
Molecular function (GO): protein binding
Source: RefSeq, a predicted model, not a curated record